GAGAUCCCUGCUCCUCCUCCGGAGUUCUGCCAGGAGGAGUCAGCCCAGGAGCAGGAGGAGGACCUGGGCUCAGAGGCCCUGGGCUCAGAGGCCCUGGAGGAGAUCUUUGCUGAGCUGCAGGCUCCGGGCUUGAUGGAGCCUGCCUGGGGGAACGGGGAGGCCGUGGGCCCCCUGGAGGAGGCUCUUCCGGGGGCCCUGGAGCAGGAGGUCCACCUGGACGAGGUGGCAGCUCCGGAUCCGCCGCAGGACCAGGAGGUCCAGGAGUGUGGAGCGGAGCUCCGAAAUGUUCCAGACGAUCUUCAACUCUCUGACCCCGCCUCCUCGCCUGGCAGUCCAGUCCGAAGGCCAGAGGCGGAGGAGGUGCCAAUGGAGACCAGCAAUGUCUACGAGGACGUCCACAUCGUGGAGAAACCGAAGAGCAAGACUCUGGGCGCCAAGAAACGAAACAAAGGUCCACCGAAGAAUCCCUACGCUGAAACACAGCCAGCGCAUGUGGAAUCUCAGAAGAGCAGCUGGUUCUCCAAGAACGAGACGACCCCAGAGGGACCAGAUGAGAAAGACCCGAACCCUAAAGAGCUGAAAAAGAGAGAGAAGCAGCGUCUGGAGAAGGAGAAGAAAGAACAGAAGGAGCAGAGAGAGAGAGAGAAGAAGGAGCAGAAGGAGAGAGAGAAGAAGGAGAACGAGAUGAAGAAGAAGUUUAAGAUAAAAGGCCAGGAGGAGGCCAUGUACCAGGCCACCGUCACCGUGACGACGAAAGGACGCAAGGACGACCUGGCGCUGAAUAGCGGUGACAUCAUUAGCAUCAUCAGAACCACCAACUGUCCCAAGGGGAAAUGGCUGGCUCGGGACAGCAGCAACACCUUUGGGUAUGUCUCAGUGAGCCAUGUGGAGCUGGACGUGAAGGAGAUGAUGGAGUUGGGGAAGAAGGCCGUCGGCAACAGGAAAACCUCCACCUUGGAAUCAGAGAGGACCAGCACUGGGAGCAGGAACUCAAAUAACUACCCCCUAUCCACAGGCAGUUUUUCAGACGACAGUGACGAAUGGACGGGCGAUGAUGAAGAGAUGUUCUCUUCCCCCACAGCAUCUACAGACCCGGGACUGGACCACACCACAUCCAUGCUGGAGGAGGGAAGCAGAGAGCCAAGUGUUCACCAUGAGCACACGGCCAGUGACGUCAGUACAGAUUCUGUGAACCAACAAGCGAGACAUGAAGCACUUCACAAGUUGUCCACGUUCUUCCACGAGCCCAGAGACACCAGCCCACCUGCUGUAGAAGAGCAACAUGCCAGAAGUCCUGAACUCGAGACAAGCCCUGAGGAUUUGGCAGCAGAACAAGCACAGAGCUCCGUAGAGGAAGUAGAUUCACUGCUUCCUGACAUGAUCAUCUUACCGCCCCCUGACCUGUACGCUGACAUCAACUUUGCAGAAUAAUCUAUCAGAGGCAAUCGAGGAGAAGCACAAGUAACCGGCCAGUGACCAGUCGCUCAACCCCAAGCGCUGUCACCAUCCUCUCAUCUCCAUGGCGAUCUCCACGGCGAUCUCCACGGCGAUCGCCACGUCUCCCCGGGCGUUUGUUGUCACGGAGUGUGUUAUUCAGACAACACUCUCUUUUCUGGACUAAAACACUAACAUCCUCCAGAACCAGACCGAGAUGCCUACCACCGAACACCUUGAAAUGACAGACUUGUGUUUUAUAACCUGCUGUUAAUUUGUCCUGUUUGUAGAUAACCCCAUGAAUGAAUAUCUGUGAUCUUUACAUGCAAUGAUUCUGUCGUCUGUGGUUAGUCCCGACUGGGAGAUGACUGUUGACGUCUUCUGGUUAUUCUGUCCAAACACAGUAAACUCCACAGCUUCGUUGUGUAGUUUUGUAUGAAUCGAGUAAGGAUGUAAUGCCUUGGUUGGGGUUAGCCUGUGUAACUUAUUCAACUUCUCUUGGUGUUUCCAAAGGCUACAGCUUGGUGUCCUUCCUGCGAACAAUGUACCGUGAAUAAGUAUUAAAAGUGAAGAGGUUGAAUGUUGUAUUUUAUGUAAGUCACUUUCAUGCAACAGACAUGCCUUUUAUGGCCUUGUGUGCUUGUGACUGGUUUUAAUAAAAAAAAUCUCAUA
Messenger RNA from Osmerus eperlanus (European smelt), 2106 nucleotides. RefSeq names its product myb-like protein X. Bases 133 to 1431 code for a protein of 432 amino acids. Gene Ontology annotation, molecular function: protein binding. Gene Ontology annotation, biological process: T cell receptor signaling pathway; protein localization to plasma membrane; integrin-mediated signaling pathway. Lineage: Eukaryota; Metazoa; Chordata; Actinopteri; Osmeriformes; Osmeridae. The record is from RefSeq and is a predicted model, not a curated record. Gene Ontology annotation, cellular component: plasma membrane. The transcript is spliced from 16 exons.